Hippoglossus stenolepis (Pacific halibut) is the source of this 6160-nucleotide messenger RNA. It is a transcript of the gene b4galt5, whose product is annotated as UDP-Gal:betaGlcNAc beta 1,4- galactosyltransferase, polypeptide 5. Gene Ontology annotation, molecular function: UDP-galactose:glucosylceramide beta-1,4-galactosyltransferase activity. NCBI's taxonomy places the organism in Eukaryota, Metazoa, Chordata, Actinopteri, Pleuronectiformes, Pleuronectidae. The record is from RefSeq and is a predicted model, not a curated record. Bases 582 to 1727 code for a protein of 381 amino acids. Gene Ontology annotation, biological process: glycoprotein biosynthetic process; carbohydrate metabolic process. The transcript has 9 exons.
UGCGUUGCUACGAAACCUCGGUCGCCAGGUUACGCUGUUGCGAGCGCGUACGUUCUUUUUUUUCUUUGGUGAAUACCGUUGACGCCCACUCGAGGUAUUGCUCAUUUUGCGGAGGGGCAGUUCCAUUCAUAGGGCUGAAAGGCAGGCAGGCAAACAGCCGGAGCGGCCGAGCACCCGACAGCGACGUAGUGUGUGAGCUAACUGAUGGUGUCUCACUGACGAAAAGACAAAAAAAAACACCAGGCCAGGUUCCGCCCGCGCUGCUGUCACCGCCCGCCGUCUCCACACCGGACGUACGCCGAGCCACAGCCGAAGCCUUCCUCUCGGAAAUGGAUUCUGCGUCGUCUUGAUUGAAGACUGGAGGUGCUCUUCCCCUCGACCUGUCGCGGAAAUACACGAACUUCCUCGUCGCCUGGUUUCCUCUCGGCUGCCGCAGACCGACCGCCUCCACUCAGCUCAUUCAACCGGGAGCGUCCGCACACCGCCGGCCCCCCACCCGCGACAUCUGGACACAACCGCUCCAUCGUCGCCGCUGAUAACGCAAAAAAAACGUGCCCGUGUGUUGGCCGCUGCUUGCCUGUAUGAUGCCGACACAUCUGCGGUUCCGGAGAAGGUCAUUUGGGCUCAUAUUCCUCUUUUCGCUGUCCACCACCGCAUUGUACUUCAUCUACUCCGCCCCCGGAAUCGUGAAUGAGUACGUGUUCAUGGUCCAAGCCCGAGGGAUCCAGAUCAGAGAAAAUGUGAAAUACAUCGGGUCACAGGUCCUGGAGCAGGUGGUGAGAGGGGCAUACAGCGUCAAUGGCACAGAUUAUUCCUAUGAUUUCAACUUGAGCGAUAGCGAUCCUCCUCCCCCAACAUACCUCCCUGAGGGCUUCACCUACCUCCCCUCUGAGGUUUGUCCUGACAGGCUUCCCUCCAUGAAGGGCAGGUUGCAGGUGAACAUGAGUGAGGUGUCGCUGGAGGAGGUGGAAAGAUCCUUGCUAGAGAAGGAGCCAAGCAUUGCCCUAGGAGGCUACUGGAAGCCCCACGAUUGUUUACCUCGCUGGAAGGUGGCAAUCCUCGUCCCAUUUAGAAACAGACACGAACACUUACCAAUCCUCCUGAGACACCUGGUGCCAGUGCUGCAGAAACAGAGACUCCAGUUUGCCUUUUAUGUCGUAGAGCAGGGGGGCACGGAGCCAUUUAACCGAGCCAUGUUGUUCAACGUGGGCUACAAGGAGGCUAUGAAGGACCUGGACUGGGACUGUCUCGUCUUCCACGACGUGGACCACCUCAUGGAGAACGACAGGAACUACUACGGCUGCACUGGCAUGCCCCGUCACUUUGCGGUCAAGCUCGACAAGUACUCUUACAUGCUUCCAUAUAAUGAGUUCUUCGGCGGUGUCAGUGGCAUGACGGCGAAGCAGCUCAAGAAGAUUAAUGGAUUUCCUAAUGCGUUCUGGGGCUGGGGAGGAGAGGACGAUGACCUCUGGAAUAGGGUGCAGUUUGCCAAUUUCACAGUAAGUAGACCGCGCGGAGAGCAGGGGCGCUACAUGUCCAUUCCACACCACCAUCGCGGGGAAGUCCAGUUCCUAGGAAGGUAUAGUCUACUACGCCACUCAAAGGAGAGACAGAAAGUGGAUGGUCUUAACAACCUAAACUACUCCCCCUCGUUGUCCAGGAGGCCUCUCUACACCAACAUCACAGUCAGCUUGAGCAGAAAGCUUGCACCCGUAGCCGUCUACUGACGUAGGCACAGCUGGACUGCAGACCACAUGGGAAUCAAAGUCCUCUGGGACAUCAGCCAUAUAUCACCAGUUGCAGUACUGCUUACGACUUUUUGGUUGAUUGAUACUUUGCUUUCUUUCUUUUGUUUGUAUGCAAAAAAAAAAAAAGAAGACUUAAAUAAGUAUGUUGGAUAAAUCAUAUUAGAAAAUAAGGAUAAAUGCUGCGCUACAGUCCAUCACUCCUCUCAUCUGGGCUUAUCUAGUCUUCUCUCUCCACAUGCCUUUUGCACCAUUUUGGCCUUCAGCAUCCAUUCAUUCAUUCAUCCGUUCAUUUUCUGAUUCAGUCGGUCAACGAUGAGUUUGGCCCUUCACUCUUGUGCUCGUUUAUUACAAUAGGCCAUGAUACACACGCUCAUUCAAGUGCAUGCGCACGCACACAAACAGUUUGAUUUGCAUGUGCUGACACGGUCCCUGAGGCUUUGAUUUUUACUUUGCUCUUGCACUUCUUAUUUUACACAACUGCAGUAAACCUGUGAAAACGUGGAAAACAUUCGCACACACACACACACACACACACACACACACACACACACACACACACACACACACACACACACACACACACUCCACAGCUUCUAACCACAUAGCUACUUCAACCGCGUUGAUUCCUGCAGCUGGUUCUGCAGAAGGUAUGCCAAAUCUAUAGCUGAAGAGAGCAAGAGAAAAUAUAUAAAGACUGAGUGCUUUCAUUCAUUUAUAAAUAUAUAUAUCUAUAUAUCUAUAUGAUAUAUAGAUAUAUAUACUGUAUGUAAAAUAAUUUAUCCCAAGUUUGGAGAACAUUAAUUCCUAAUUAAGCAUCUCUUAACAACUAUAGUUUGUCUUGUGAAAAUACCAUUUACAGACUGUGAUGUUUGUGUUUGCAUAGUUGCGUUGGAUGUUCUGGCUGCCUGGAAGUGGCUGUAUGUAGGAAAGCAAUGCUCAUCCUGUUAGCAAUAAGCUGUAAUAGCAGACAGCAGACUUCCUCACUAUACAGAUGCAAUAGCACGGGUGCUAGCAUACCCUCAUUGGACGACAGAGAACGAGUGACUGUGUAUGCAAACUUCACAUUCAACACACCUUUGCCUAAGCAAACAUGCCACCCUUUUCAGUACCGUGUGUGUAUGUGUGUGCGUGUGUGUGAUUAAAAGUGAGGGAGAGCUAUGCAAAUGGCCUGUGUGUAGUCUGUUGUCAGUGCGAGGUCUUCAGGGUGACUUCCAGGAGUCUUCACCCCUGAAACUGUGACCGACUUGACUCGAGACCUCACAUUUGUGUGCGGAGUGGAAGUCCAGGCCAGGGAAAGAUAAACUGUCGCCUUUUUUUUCUCUUUACUUUAGUUCCAACAUCCUCGAUGUUUACUCACCUUCAUUUUUACAGAAGAGGAUUGGAGGUAGAAAAUACUUGAUUGCUGUCACUGUCACUGGUGUUUACAGAAGCUUUUUUCUUUGUUAUUUUUCAGAUUGUCUUGUGUUUGUAUAUGACGUCAGCCAGCCCUCCUUCACUGUGGGUGCUGUGAAAUCUCUUCAGUAAUGUAUCUAUGGCUGCCUUUGUUUUUUAUUUUAACUGGCACUUCUUUAUCGUGACUUGGAAUUGGGGAGAUAAAAAGCAGAGCUCAAUGCUUAUCUGAGACAUCAGGUGAUUAUCCCUGGUAGCUUGUAGGCAUGUUUUGUGAAUCAGACUCAACGUAGUGGUGGCCUCAGCAGAGUUUUUGUCGCAUGGCAUGAAACCUAUCUGUGCACAGACUGACAACGCUAUGGCAGUUUGCAGCCGUUGCUAACAUUUUCCUCCCUGAUUCCUGUGUUUGACAGUGUUGAUUUCGAGUAAAAAUAUCCCAAUACUGUACACGUAGUUCCUCAAAAGAAAAAAAAAAAGCAACACACAUACAUAUACACACAUACAGACACUCUUUCCUCACUGGCUGUCCUAGUCAUGCAGCUACUUCAUUUCACACAAAUCGCCUUGUAUGCAUUUCUUAAGAUGUAUCUAUUUGGGGAAAAUGUGGGUGUUUGACAAACUGUUGUGUUCCCACAGUGAAAAAAAAAAAAAAGAAGCAAAGAGGCUGGACCUCUUUUUAUUUAUUUGAUCUUUUAUGGAUUAUUUUCUGGAAUUGUUCAGUUUUUAUUUUUCUUGCGAUUGAUGUGAUGAUUUAGUAGGUGACAAACUGUAUGACAGUGUUAGAUGCACUGAAACCUGUAGUAAUGUGUAUACGUGUGGGAUCGUGAGGUUCGGGUCUGUGUAAACUGGGAACAGUCGCGUUUCAUCCAGACGCAGGUUUUCCUCUUCAGAUGUGAUGGAGGGGUGGGGCUCGUUUUCGAUGAAACGGAACGGUGUGUAUUAAUCUGCUGAACAGACACGUUGGAGGAGGCCAUUUUGUGUGACAACCACAGGAAGAGAAAGACGCCUAAUCAGAAAAUGCUAGUGGUCACUGUCUUUCACUGGGCGCCGCCUUUAUUCUAAUUGAUAAUCAAUGGUGCUGACCUUCCAGAGCUCUUGUUGAAGCGGAGUCUCUAUCUACGUGCUUACUGGAACCAACCCGGACAUAAAGACUAGUAUCUACAGGCAGAGCAGCCUUGCAGCUUUUACGGCUUUUGCAUUUGAUUCCAAUCUACUCUGAAGUGGCGUAGAUGUUCUGUGUCUUUACAUCAAAACAUGCGUUAAUCCUGAUGCCUUUUCAUCCUGCCAGGUGAAGCUAAUAUGUGUAUUUGUUGCCACAAGCAGAAGCACGCGUUUACCUCCUCGCCAGUCACCCGGGAGGCGCCCAGUGGAAUUCAAGGACAGUGGCAGCGUGUGUGUUUAGUUUUCUUUUCCAUGUGUGUUUGAGUGAAAUGGCUAAACCUGUCCUCCAUCUGGAGUUUGAGUUUGUUUUUUAUUUUGCUUUUUUGUUUUUCCAGCACUGAUAAGAAAAUGAUCUAUGACCUGGUUCUCACAGAACUUGCAGGUUUAUUUUCUAGUUCUCGACACAAACAUGAUUACAUUGUAUACUACCUUUUUGUUUUCAUUGCUUUAAAUUAAAAGCUCGAUGGACGUAUAGCGGAAAAGCCAAAUGGUUUUAGUUUGAGUAUUCAGGUGAAGAUUCAGGCGCAGACGGACCUCUCGAUAUCAGGAGGCCGUCUGGAUGACGUACAGUAGAUAUUCUUGUAGAGUCAGUAUUGAGCUCUAUACUCCAUAAUGUAGAAUGAGCAGCUUAAUCACACCAUGUCCAAAAAAAGGAGGGUUUUCUCCGACUGCUGGACAGCUUUGUCCACUAGAUGGCGUAUUAACAGGAGCAAAUCAGCCUCAUGCGUUUUAUUAAAUACAGGAAAUAUUGUUAGCAUCCUGGCUAGUCUUGUUCCUGUUACAUAUACCAUGUAUGUGAUCUCAGUCCAGAACAAGACCAGGCCUGCUGCUGUCAAACCAUUCUUCAUUGUACCAUAAUCCCACCUGCUCUGAUCCAUUCUGUGCCAGUUUAAAUGAAGGGACCAUUUUUUUUUGGGGCAUCUGACAAGACUGGCAGCCUUAAAGCUUCUUAAUUUAUUGCAGUGUUGUUUAUUUUUCACUCAAGUUGUGUUUUUUUUUAUAAGCAAAAAUAUUUAAAUUGAAAAAAGUGCAUAUCAUCAUAUUGAUCAUUGUAAAUAUUGUUGUGUGUACUGUUUUAGAAAUUCUAUAAGGUCUUAAAUCACUACAGAUGCUAGCGUUAAGAACAAGUUUUGGAGGGGUUUGGCCCGGGGGGCAAAUUAUCUGGUGCCAUUUUUAAGUGCUAGUGAAGCUUACACAGCGACAUCAAUGUUUUUACAUCACCGCUUCCCAGCACAAAAGCCUUUUUUUUCUCCUUCUUUUUUGAAUUAAAAAUAUACUUAUCCCAUGAAUCUUAGAUUCCUCUCACUAUUUCAGACGUGUUCCGCAUUCCGGAGGCCUCCCCGCACUUAGUAUGCUGCAGCGGUAGGAGAGACGUAUCAUAGCAGGACGUUGGCAUCAAUCUUCAGAUGAAAAUCAGUGUCCUUGUAUCUGCAUGUGAAGUCUCUUUGAUAGUGACAGCAGUCGGGGUGAGGUGACGGUCAAAGGAAAGCACUGCAGGAUAGCGAUGUGUCAGCCAAAAACACCAUAUGCUUACAAUGCAAUGAAACAGAGGCACCCAAACCAGCGACAUGAUCUACUCCAAAAUCGACAUAGAUUUUUUUUUUGUAUGAAAGCUAACUACUUUAAAAAAAACAGAAUGCAGAUUGGUAAAUUAAAAGUCUAUACUCUCUGAUUGUAAGGAGAGAAACUCUCCUUGAAUUGAAGCCAUUUGAAGCUACUUGUCAAAACUUGAUGUCAGCCUUACGUGGAUCUGUUUGUGUAUUGGCAUAUUAUCUUUUGAUUAUUGAAAUUUGUAUGAUGGAGAUUUUCUUUUAUACCAUCAUUGUUAUUGUCAAAGUACACCAAUAAAACUUGUAAACAUA